Molecule: messenger RNA, 3219 nt
Organism: Heterocephalus glaber (naked mole-rat)
Lineage: Eukaryota; Metazoa; Chordata; Mammalia; Rodentia; Bathyergidae
Gene: Mfap5
Product: microfibril associated protein 5
Biological process (GO): embryonic eye morphogenesis
Cellular component (GO): microfibril
Source: RefSeq, a predicted model, not a curated record
UGUAACGCUGCACCCUGUGCUCCGGCCUGGCUCCCUCUCAGGCUCUGCUGCAGAGGAGGUCCAGCCCAAAGCCCUUCCCAGGGCGGGGCUCGGCUCUGUGGUCCCAGCCAGAGAGCAGCCAGGCGGAGGACAGUGGUGCGGUCAGCAGCAGAGCACAGAGUGCGAAGAACAGGCGCGGAGAGGAUGCUGCUCUCAGAGCCCAGGGCGCUGCUGCUCCUCCUCGCCAUGCUCCUCGUCCCCUCUGGCUGGAUACCUGCGGGGGUCAGCGGUCAGCGAGGAGAUGACGUGACUGAAGAAACAUUCACAGAUGACCCUUAUCUGGUGAAUGAUCCUUCUACUGAUGAGACAGUUCUGGCUGAUAUCGAGCCUUCCACAGAUGAGCUGGCUUUGGCCAAUGAUAAAAACGCCACUGCAGAGUGCCGAGAUGAGAAGUUCACGUGUACGAGACUCUAUUCAGUGCACCGGCCAAUCAAGCAAUGCGCCCACCAGAUCUGCUUCACCAGCUUGCGGCGUAUGUACAUCAUCAACAAUGAGAUCUGCUCCCGCCUGGUCUGUAAGGAGCACGAAGCCAUGAAAGAUGAGCUGUGUCGCCAGAGGGCAGGUCUGCCUCCCAGGCGACUCCGUCGCUCCAACUACUUCCAACUUCCACCCUGUUAGAAGUGAAUCCGCAGAGACCCGGGGCCUGUGAUCAUCGGAAAAAGGAAAGAAGGAAAAAUGGGAAUUCUGCUUCUCCAUCCAGUCAUAGACAUCAGUAUUCCUCAAGCCAAUCCACUUAUAAUGUCUAGUUUUUCCCCUGCUCCCUAAUUUUUCACGGAGCCUCUAACAUUUAUCUCAUUUUUCAGUACUUUAAAUACAAUCGUUGCAUAGUUUUGCUGCUUUCCAGUAUCAUAGGCUCAGGGGGUAAAGGCCGAUCACCUGCUUGAUAUAGAAACAUUCUACAUACAGUUUUCAGAACAGAAUAAACUUCAGGUUAAUGUUUUGUUCUUUUUUUUUUGGUAGUGCUGGGAAUGGAACCCAGGGCCUCAUGCAUGGUAGGCAAGAGCUCCAGGACUGAGGGCAGCCCCUGCCUCUGAGUUAGUAACUAUUAAAUCUACUAGAGACAGAUCUUAGGGUGGAAGAUGCUAUUCUUGUCUGUUUUGGCCAUAGAACUUCAUUUAUAUUCCUUUCCUAGUUCCUAGAAUAACUCUUCAUCAUUUCUCCACAUUCUUUUUCACUAUUUUGCUCUGAUUGUUCUAAAUUUUGCCUGGGAGGUUUUCUUGAUGAGAUGGAUGAUGGUAAUUUUUGUAGGUGAUUUCUAGGAGAUUCUCCAACAGAGCUGAGUUUAUAAUCUCAGGUAAAUACACGAAGACCCAGUACUGUGUUCUGCCAUGCACAGAGGCUGGGCUACAGAGAGAACAGUGCCGGGCACAGAACUUGGGCUCUUAAUGCCAGUCUGUCGAGCCUUCAUCCCAGCAGGAAAUAGGGCUGGAAGUGACGUCUCAUUUACUUACUCGUGUGUGGUGGUGCUGGGGUUGGCCACCUCCAAAAAGCAGGUUAAACUCCUUGUGAAACUGUACUCAUGUUUCUGGCUUUCCUUGAAUUGUUGCUACUCCUCCAUCCUCACCAGUUCCCCAGUGCACAAAUGGCUUCUAGAAUAUCCCAAGUUGAGUCCUAAGAAGGGAGUGCAGAUCUGAACAUCAAUAGGCUAAUGUUUAAAAUGAAAGAGGAAAAGAAACACAGCAUUCAGACACUUAUCUUGGCUCUGGCAGUAACCAUGCAGCCUCAGAGAAAGCUGCAUUUUUCUUUAGGAGGCCCUGGUUUAAUUUCCUCAUCUUUUGUUACUUUAAGGUUUUUAUUCUAUGAUUCUCUGCAUUUAAAUGCACAUGAAAGCCUAGAUAUACUGCAGCCACAUUCACAGCAAGAUGGUCUGCUUGCUUUGUCCUCAGUAUUGACCUCAGUCCAGCAAUGGGACCAUGGCAGUUCUGGGGUUGAACCCAGGGCCUCCUGCGUGCUAGACAGACACUAUGCUGAGGUACACUCCCGGCCACCAGAAUCCCACUUUAGUAAGUGACAAAUAUUUGUAACGAACCCUUCUUUCUGAAUAAUAAAACCUUUCUAUAAAAGCCAGUGGAAUUCAAAUAGGAACUAGCAGACAGAAGUCACAUAUGACAAUAGGCGUUGGAUUCCUUUUCAUGUAGCCGAGAAAACUAGUGAAAUGAGGCUCAGAUUCCUGCUUUUCCUUCCGUGGUGCUGAGAUUGAACCCAGGCCAACAACUCACCAAGGAACUGCACCCUCGGCCCUAUUUCAUUUUCAGACAGGAAGUCACUAAAUUGCCCAGGCUGGCUCCUAACUGGAGUUCUCCUGCCUCAGCCUGCCAAGCAGUAGGAACAGUAGGCAUGUGGCAGUACACCUGGCUAUGGCUGUGUCCUCGCUGUUAGAGGACAGGGGUUGAGGUGUAGCUCGGCGGGAGAGCACUUGCCUAGCAUGAGCGUUAGCCUGGUUUCGAACCCCAGGAUGGCCAAAAAAAAAAAGAAGAAAGUAUUUUCAGUUUAAUGGGAUUUGUACAACUGAUGAAAGAGAAAUACACACACAUACAAACCCAAUUCAUGGGAUCUCUGCUUCACAUAGUAUCUAGAGUUACAUAUAUUCAUAUAUAAACAUAUUAAAUCCAUAUUGUAGCUGCUAUUGAGAGAUGCCAUAGGCACAGAUUUUCUAAGAAUUUCUUCAAAAUGCUCAAAACCCGAAGUAAUAAGGAGAUGGAAACACUAAUGAAGCUCAUCUGAUCAGUGCAUAUUGUAUACAUGUAUUGAAAUCUCACACAUACUUCAUAAGUACAUACAAUUAUUACAUGUUAAUAAAAAUGUAAACAAAAAUGUUUAAGGAGAUGGAACUGUUACCUACCCUGAUAUGAUCAUUGCAUGCUGCAUACAUGUAUUGAAUUAUUACACUGUCUGCCAUACAUUUGUAUACUUAACAUAAUAAUCAACAACUGAAAAAUCAAUACUAAUGUAUAUUUUAGGAAAUAUUUUAAAAGGUACUUUGUGCUUGGAACUUGGGAAAAUACAGAAAAGAAAAAGUUCUCAUGAACUUGCCCCUCCGGCUGCCUGCUGAACAAGACAGGACUGACAUUCCCCAAGGGCAGCACCUCAGCCCCAGCAUUGUACGAAUCGCAAAUUAAAUAUCUUAACAUGAAUUUUUAUCCAGCUUCUUUCUCAGAAUAAACUGGCCCUUGGUCUGGU